AUGUCUGGCAGUGCUGCAGACUGCCAGUACUGGGAGAGACUGCUGGCUAAGGAGUGCAGGCUGUACAAACUGAGGAACAAGCAGAGGAUCUCAGUGUCUGCAGCCUCUAAGCUGCUGUGUAACAUGAUGCUGGGAUACAGAGGCAUGGGCCUCUCCAUGGGCAGCAUGAUCGUUGGCUGGGACAACAAGGGCCCUGGUUUGUACUACGUGGACGAUAACGCCACACGUCUCUCUGGUCGUAUGUUCUCUACUGGUUGUGGUAGCAGCUAUGCGUACGGAGUGAUGGACAGCGGCUACCGUGAGGACAUGACGGUAGAGGAGGCGUACGAGCUGGGCCGCCGUGGCAUCACCCACGCCACGCACAGAGACGCCUACUCUGGAGGAGUGGUCAACCUGUACCACAUGCAGGAGGACGGCUGGAUAAAGGUGUGUAAGUAGGACGUGUCAGAGCUGAUCCACCGCUACAGGAAGGGCAUGUUCUGAUCAUAGAUCAGUU
This is a messenger RNA of Salvelinus namaycush (lake trout), 496 nucleotides long. RefSeq names its product proteasome subunit beta type-8-like. The record is from RefSeq and is a predicted model, not a curated record. Gene Ontology annotation, molecular function: threonine-type endopeptidase activity. The coding region runs from base 1 to 438 and encodes 145 amino acids. The transcript has 4 exons. Gene Ontology annotation, cellular component: proteasome core complex. Lineage: Eukaryota; Metazoa; Chordata; Actinopteri; Salmoniformes; Salmonidae.